AUGAGUGGGUCAUACACCGUCAUUGAUUGGCUGCUCUCCAACAGCAAGGGCUCGGCGUUCAUGCAUGUAUCUGCUCGCUCUCACCGUACCUUUGUCUUUGUGCUUGUCUGUGCAGUUUGCUCUCAGUUCUCACGCGGAGUCUAUGCCAUCUUCGGAUUUUACGACAAAAAGUCCAUGAACACGCUGACGUCGUUCUGCGGGGCGCUGCACACCUCCUUCGUCACGCCCAGUUAUCCCACCGACAACGAGGUGCAGUUCGUCAUCCAGAUGAGGCCGGCCCUGCGCGGCUCCGUCCUCAGCCUCCUGACGCACUACAAGUGGCAGAAGUUUGUCUACCUCUACGACACAGACAGAGGCUUCUCCAUCCUGCAGGCCAUCAUGGAGGCGGCCGUGGCCAAUAACUGGCAGGUGACAGCGCGCUCGGUCAGCGUUGGGACGGACGCGGCCGAGUUCAAACGAAUUAUCGAAGAGAUGGACCGCAGACAAGAGAAACGCUUCGUCAUCGACUGCGAGGUGGACCGGAUCAACACCAUACUGGAGCAGGUUGUGGCCCUGGGGAAGAACAGCCGUGGCUACCACUACAUUCUGGCCAAUCUGUAUACCUCUGCCCUGACCCACGAUGCCAUCCUGGUGAUCGCAGAGGCGUUUCGGUACCUGCGGCGCCAGCGUGUGGAUGUGUCCCGGAGAGGCAGCGCCGGGGACUGUCUGGCCAAUCCCGCUGUACCCUGGAGCCAAGGCAUCGACAUCGAGAGAGCUCUCAAAACGGAAGCUCCUUAUGUGAUGUACAAGAAAAGUUCUAUGCAUCUGGAGGGGAAUGACAGAUAUGAAGGCUACUGCGUCGAUUUAGCAUCUGAGAUUGCCAAACAUGUUGGAAUUAAGUACAAACUGUCUAUAGUAAUGGAUGGAAAGUACGGAGCCCGUGACCCCGAGACCAAGACGUGGAACGGGAUGGUGGGUGAACUGGUCUAUGGGCGAUCCAAAAUAGCAGUGUAUGAGAAGAUGUGGUCUUACAUGAAAUCCGCUGAGCCCUCAGUGUUUGUAAAGACCACUCCGGACGGUGUGGCCCGCGUGCGAAAGUCUAAAGGAAAGUUUGCCUUCCUGCUGGAGUCCACCAUGAACGAGUACAUCGAGCAGCGGAAGCCGUGCGACACCAUGAAAGUGGGCGGGAACCUGGAUUCCAAAGGCUACGGCAUCGCCACGCCCAAAGGCUCCGCAUUAAGAAAUGCUGUUAACCUGGCAGUUUUAAAACUGAAUGAGCAAGGCCUCUUGGACAAAUUGAAAAACAAAUGGUGGUACGACAAGGGAGAGUGCGGCAGCGGGGGAGGUGACUCCAAGGACAAGACAAGUGCUCUGAGCCUAAGCAAUGUGGCUGGGGUCUUCUAUAUUCUGGUCGGAGGGCUGGGGCUUGCCAUGAUGGUAGCCCUCAUAGAGUUCUGUUAUAAGGUUUAG
Molecule: messenger RNA, 1449 nt
Organism: Knipowitschia caucasica
Lineage: Eukaryota; Metazoa; Chordata; Actinopteri; Gobiiformes; Gobiidae
Source: the annotation of a GenBank genome assembly